This is a messenger RNA of Closterium sp. Naga37s-1, 921 nucleotides long. NCBI's taxonomy places the organism in Eukaryota, Viridiplantae, Streptophyta, Zygnematophyceae, Desmidiales, Closteriaceae. The record is from the annotation of a GenBank genome assembly.
AUGUCGCUCGCAGAACACAGCCUGCCAGACGGAUUCUACCACGUGGCAGUCAGCACAGCGCGCCGCCACGCUGUCAGCCGGGAGGGGGACGGUGUAUUUGGGCCUCUGGAGGUGGGGGAUGGGGUGGGCGGCAUCAAGCUGCCAUUCAUAGAGGAGUUCUUCUCCCACAGUGAGUACUCCUUGCUGUGUUUUGAGUUGACUCAAACCACGAGUUCUUCUUCUCCCACACAGGAAGGCGGGCAUCGCGUCUGGGCGCCUCUGGAGGUGGGGGAUGGGGUGGGCGGCAUCAAGCUGUCAUUCCUGGAGACGUUCUUCUUCUCCCUCACCCCCACGUCUCGUUUUGGCUGCAUGGUGGGAUACAAUCCGGAAGGAGCAUUGCGUGCCUUCGUGGUGGUAGAGGACUCACUAGACACCAACGAACGCCGCCCCUCCGACUGGGUCUGGCCCACGUGGGGCCCGGGCGGCGUCCCGUCCCGUCUGCCCGACCACCUGCCGCCUGUUCCGGCACUAGAUGACAAGACAGUGGUGGGAGCUCGCACCGUUCUGACUCGCAACCUGAUGGUUCAGGAGCGGGAGGACGUGUCUUGGGCGGAAGAAUGGGGCCCUAACAGCGCUGCCGCUGCUGCCGCCAUUGCUGCUGGUGACACUGCUUCAGCUAAAAAUGCUGUAGCAGCAGCAGCAGCAGCUGGCUUUAUGGGGCGAGUGCCGGAGGGAGAUGAGGACCGUUACACGGUCGUUGCUCUGCCCCACGGGGUGGUGGUGUGCGCCCCUCUCUCGCCGCAGCUGGUGGCAGGCAGGCCGUUUGUGCUGUCGGCGUCGUGGGUGGUGGGAGAGGGCGAGGUGAAGCGGAUCACUGCCUCUUGGGGGGCGAAUGGGGGCUUUGAGGAAGUGGAGGGCGAGUGGUACAGGAGACAGGCGUGA